AUGGAGUAUGUACCAGGAGAAAAAGAAGCUCUCAACACGUACAAACUCAGCAAAUUUAAAAUUGGUGAGAAUAAAAUUAUGGAGGAUAUUUCAGAAGGAAACAAGAAAAACGAAAUUAUUGCUAACGAGAAAGGUGGUAAUGAAAAUACAAAAAAAAAAAAUAAAAACACGACUUCUCUUUUUAAGAGAUUUAAAAUUUUUGGUAAAACAAAAAACGCACCAAAAGGUGAAGUGUCGGAUUUAAAAAAAAAUGAUGAAAAUAAUUCGAUAGAAGUUGUUAAUUUGUUAGAUUUAUCAAAAGAUGACGAAAAUAAAAGUAUCAACAUGAAUAGUAAUGAUUAUAGUAAUGAUAAUGAUAUAAAUAAUGAAAAUAAUAAUAAUAAUGAUCAUAAUAAUGAAAAUAAUAAUAAUAAUGAUCAUAAUAAUGAUCAUAAUAAUGAUCAUAAUAAUGAUAAUAAUAAUAAUAAUAAUAAUAAUGAUCAUAAUAAUAAUAGUGACAAUAGUAAUGAUAAUAAUAAUGUAAAUCAUAAACUUCUCAGCGAGUUUUUAAAAAAUAGUAAUAACACACACGUUAAUAACGAUGAUGAUAAUAUCGAAAAUAGUCGAAUGAAUAAAAUUAAGAAUUCUAUAAGUAUAGGAAAUGGUAGCAAAAUAAAUGAUAAAUCUGUUACUUCUAUUAACACAGAUGAAAGUACAACAAAAGUUCAGGCAGAAAGUAAUAUUAUAAGUUCCAAACGCACAACAAGAGAUAGUGCACUUAUAAAUUCAGAUAUGUUAGGUAAAAAUUUUGAAAAGGAUAUAAAUAAAAAAAGAGAAUCUGUUAAAAUUGACUCAGAUAAUAUGUCUAUCGACAUAGAAAAAUCUGUAAUUCCAAGAAUAAGUGAAAAAAGAGACUCAUUAUUAAAUCAUAUUGUAAAGAUGCCAUUAAAAUAUGCUUAUAAGAAUGGCUUAUCCCCACGAAAUAGUACUGCACGUAGUGAAGAUAAGGAUGAUAAAAAUAAUGAUAAUACAAAAGAUGAUAAUAUAAAAGAUGAUAAUAUAAAAGAUGAUAAUAUAAAAGAUGAUAAUAUAAAAGAUGAUAAUAUAAAAGAUGAUAAUAUAAAAGAUGAUAAUAUAAAAGAUGAUAAUACAAAAGAUGAUAAUAUAAAAGAUGAUAAUAUAAAAGAUGAUAAUACAAAAGAUGAUAAUAUAAAAGAUGAUAAUAUAAAAGAUGAUAACAUAAAAGAUGAUAAUACAAUUAAUGACAAUAAAAAUAAUGACAAUAAAAAUAAUGACAACAAUAAUAAUGAUAAUAUUCUUCCUAAUGUUACUGAGGAAGAAUCAAAUAAGAAACAUUCCUUAAACCUUAAUAACCAUGAAAGAAAAAAAAGCCUUCCUGUUGAACCAUUAAAUAAUAAUAAUGAAAAAAAACAAAAAGAUAAUAAUAGUAAAUUGGUCCUUAGUAAUGAUAUCCAUAAUAAUAACAAAGAUAUCAUUCAAAAUAAGGAUAAUGUUAAAAGAAAAAUUUCAAAUGUAAAUAAUAAUAUAAAUAAUAUUAAUAACACACUUAUUCAUAAGGUAGAUUCUAAUUAUAGCGAUAAAAAUUCCGAUGCACCAAAAAAAUAUGAUAAUGAAGAAAAACCUUCUAAUACAUUAUCAGAAAAUAAUUCCAAGGUGGAGAAAAAAAGCCUCAAUCCUUUAUUUAAAAGCAAAAUGAAAAUAGAAAAAAAAAACCCUCCUAUUCUUAUAAAAACGAAUAAUACAGAUAAUAAAAAUAAAAAUAUUGUUAUGAAAAAAAAUAAUUUAGUUGAACGGGCUAAUUUAAUAAAGAAAAAACAAACUGAUAUAAUAAACGAUGAAAUAUUCAAUGAUAAUCAUUUUAAAAAAAUAUGUAAUGAUGAAACGACACAAAUGCUAAAUGCUUUUGUUCCUUUUGAUUUGGAUCCUCCACCUUUGUAUGCUGAAAAUCCUGAAACAGUUAGCCCCUUAACGCCAAUAUCAGAAAUAAUCGACUUUAUAUACUCCAUAUUUAAUAAGAGCACAGAAGACACAAUAACACGUCUAAGAGAAUCAAAGGAUAACACGGCAGAGUGCCUCAAUACUUUAAAACUAACAAUAGAAGCUUUAGACGGAAACGAAAAGUCGGUGAUCUCACAACUGAAUAAGAACAUGGCUAUCGAGAAAGAAUGUUUGGGAGAAGUUGAUGAAGUUAUUAAAUCAAUAAAUGACGACUAA
Messenger RNA from Plasmodium falciparum 3D7, 2214 nucleotides. RefSeq lists its product as uncharacterized. Lineage: Eukaryota; Apicomplexa; Aconoidasida; Haemosporida; Plasmodiidae. The record is from RefSeq and is a predicted model, not a curated record.